Monoraphidium neglectum is the source of this 156-nucleotide messenger RNA. RefSeq lists its product as hypothetical. Lineage: Eukaryota; Viridiplantae; Chlorophyta; Chlorophyceae; Sphaeropleales; Selenastraceae. The annotation marks the transcript as partial. The transcript has a single exon. The record is from RefSeq and is a predicted model, not a curated record.
GUCCACGUGGACACCAAGUCUGGCCUGCUGGGCUACUGGGACAACAGGAGGGGCUGCGCGGUGUCGCCCCUGGACGGCAGCAGCGAGCACAUGGCGGCCAUCAAGAUACCCUACGCAUGCAAGCUGCUCUUCCAGGCACGACCACGCCGCGAGUGA